GUGGAAACAUCCCACGGGUCAUCAAAUAUUAUCUUAAUUGGCUGUCAAAGCAUUAAUAGUCCGGAUACUGGUAUCAUAAUAUUUAGCAGCUAUGGGUUUACACAAAUUUGUGCAAUCCCGUAGGCGUUUCAAUUUCUCUUAGUGAGCGGCUCGUACCAGAUCAACUUCAUGGCCUCUUUUACCAUAAACGCAAUUUUGGGAAACUCGUCCCUGAAACAGGAGAAAAAAACAUAUGCCGAAGGACAUCAUGUGGCUGAGAACUCACCUUCAGACGCCUGUGAAACAGGUUUGUGUCUUUCAUGUCUUUAUUUCUGUAGAGACAAUAAUUUGUUUCAUUUGUCAGGGUUGCCUCUUCACAAUGUCAAAUGGGCAAUUUGGAAGCUCGUAAAGAUCUUCUGAUUAAAUAUAUUGUCUAAUCGAGUGGUAUUUUCUACUGCUUAGAUGAAGCGAACGAAAACUUUUUAGAUGAAGAGCCACAUGAAUAUCAUCGACCAGUCAUCCGUGAAGAACUUCAUCUCAACAAAACCCGUAGAAGAAGAACAGCAUUUACAAGCAACCAGUUACAAUCUCUAGAAGAUACUUUUAACAGUAAGAAAUAUUUAACAAUCACUGAAAGAAAUAACUUGGCCAAGAGCCUUCGUCUUUCCGAUACUCAAAUUAAAACGUGGUUCCAAAACAGGCGGACUAAAUGGAAAAAGCAAAUGGCGCCUGACUUUGAGGCGAGUAUGCGGUUGGAGGAAAUGAAAUGUGUCUUUAAUCACCUCCAGACUGGUAUUUCUUAUUGUGGACGAGAAAUGCCAUCACUACUCCACCCUGCAUUACAGCUUCAAAACUUAAACACGAUACACAGUUUCUAUCCGUCGUCUAACCUGCAUGUUGUUUACGGUGACAUGACUACAAUGCCCGCGCAUCCAACUGCCGGCUUUAUGGGUUAAUUUCUUCAUUCUUAUAUUUCUUUCAAACUGUGUUAUUUUUCGGCA
Molecule: messenger RNA, 980 nt
Organism: Pocillopora meandrina
Lineage: Eukaryota; Metazoa; Cnidaria; Anthozoa; Scleractinia; Pocilloporidae
Source: the annotation of a GenBank genome assembly